UCACCAGCGGUCACACUACAGGAGGCAAGCAGCCUCACAGCACAUUCUGACCCUCAAACACAGGCUUGGAGAGAGAGACCGAAUCAGCACCUCACACACAUUGACAGAAACUGCUCGCUCCAGAGUGAGGCUCUCUUUACUCAACCAGCAUCACUAUCUUUCCUCUCGCUCUCUCUCUCUCUGACAUGGAGCUCCACAACAUCCGACACCACCACAGCCACCGGACCGACGACAAGCUCCAGAUGCUGAACCUCAACCAACGCCUGGAGACCUACCUGGGCCGAGUGAGGCUGCUGGAGGAGGAGAACAAGCUACUAUGUCAGGAGAUCCAGGCCCUGAGAGGCAGCGGCCAGGGGGGGCGGAUGGGCCUGGAGGACAAGCUGAGCCUGGCCAGGCAGGAGGUGGAGGAAGCCUGGAGGGAGAAGGACCGGGUGGAGCUGGAGCUAGGGAGCCUGGGUGAGGAGCUCCAAGCCCUGGGGCUGCAGAGACAGUGGGAGGCGGACGCCCAUGGGGAGGUGAAGAAGAAGCUGGCAGACAGCAGGAAGGAGAUGGAGGAGGAGAGGAGGGCUCAGAUCUGGUUAAGAGAGAAGGUGAGCCAGCUAGAGAAACAAAUCCAGUUCCAGAUACAAACCCACCAGGAAGAUGUUGCCGGCUUCCAGGCUACACUAAUCCAUGUCAGACCUGCACUGCCACCCCCUCCACCCCAAACGGGCACCCAGCUACCCAGCCUCCAGGAGCUGGGUGAAGAGUACUCCCAGAUGGCUGUCAGGGCGUGGCAUGAGGCGGCCAUGGUGUUUCAGGGCCAGGUGAACAGCCUGGAGGAGUCUCUAAACCAGGCCAGAACCCGGUUGGCCCAGGUGGGCCAGGAGAAGAUUGAGAGCCAGCUGAAACUUCAGGCCCUAGAGAAUGAGCUGGCAUCAGCUCAGGAUAGGAGGCAGUAUCUGGAGAGGAGUGUGGUCCAACAGAGAGACAGGCAGAGGCAGGAGAUACAAAACCUGCAGGCCCAUCUGGAGGUGUUGGAGAUGGAGAAGGGGGCUCUGGGAGAUCAGAUUGACACUCUCCUGAUAGAAAGUAGGGGUCUGCUGCAGCUGAAGAUGUCUCUAGGCAUGGAGGUGGCCACAUACAGAGCUUUACUGGACAAUGAAAGUCUGAUGGGGGAUUUCUCUUCAACAAAUCAGCUAAGGAGUACCUACAUGUCUGAUGGAGUGCCCAGCUCUCGAGGGGUUAAGCAAAGCUUCAAGACACAGCUGGCUACCAGUCACAUUAUCAGUCCUAUCUCUACCAUCCAUGGAGCAAGCCCACGAUCCAAUGUAACAAUGAUGUCCGCAUCACCAAUCUGGACUCAAAAUCGGGUAACCCUCAAUGAAACACCUGAGAGUUGUCGAAAGACAGAGGAAAGGCAGGUUGACUUUGGCAUAGGGUCCAACCGGCAGGUAAGUUGGUCAACACCUUACGCCAAAGUACCACAGGACGGAAUAUCAGUCGACCACUUCAGACCCCAAGAUGUCCAUGAAGAAGUCAACUAUGCUGAACCUCUCUCACCUCCCACUGAAGAGGCAGGAGCUGAUGUUGUAUCUUGGCUUGGAUCUGACCAUAAGGAACAAUCCAUGUGGGAUAUGGAAAAGGAGGAAGAGGAUCAGAACAUAGUCAGAACCUGGGUUGCUGAAGAGAAACCAGUUAUGGAAUCUACCAUGAGCCACCAGGUUGAGACCAGCUUCAGUAUGCCAACUGUGUUCAGCACUCAUGCUCAAGAGCUCUACAGCCCUUCAGUGAGCUAUGAGAGAGCACAUUCUACUGGUUCAGUGACAGGGGCACAUUCUGGUUGCUCAGCGAAUAAUGAUAAUGAUGUACGUUUUGAAAUGUUUUCUGAAAAAGAGGAACCUCUACUAGAUCUGAAUGCAUCGGAGGAAAGAGAUCUUGAAACAGCAAGGAAAGAUGCUGAAUGGGUGGGAAAUGAAGGCUUGGAAUCUGAAACUGCAUCAGUGCUAGAACAAGCAUUUGAGACAUUCACAAGCAGUCAAGCUUUUGAGUAUGGGGUGGGGAAAAGUGGUUACAACAAGCCAAUAGAGUUCAAUCAAGAGGACAAUAUGUCAUAUGAAUCUGCUCAAGCAUCCCACGGUUCAGACGAGGCCUUUCACCAUGUUAAAAGAGUGGAGGAAGAUGUUAUUAAUCUCACAAAAGAGGAUGAUGAAAAUGAUAUGUCUAACAAAGAUGAGGAGCAAUCGGAAGCUGAAUUGCACCCCUAUGGGUAUGGUAAGGAUAAUUGGGAAAGACUGGGAGGGUUCAAUAAGGAACAUGAUAUGACAGAAAGAAUCGAUGAGUUCAACCAAGAGGAGAAUAUCUCAUAUGAAUCUGCUCAAGCUUCUCACUGGUCAGAAGAGGUAUUUCACCAUGUUGAAAGAGUGGAGGAAGGUGAUAUACAUUUCAGAAAAGGGGAUGAUGAAAAUGAUAUGUUUAAUAAACGUGAGGAACAAUAUGCAUUGCACCCCAAUGGGGAUGUAAUGGAUGAAUGGGAUAGAGUGGAAGGGUACAAUGAGGAGAAUGGAAUUAGAGAAAGAACGGAUGAUUGGAAAGAAGGAAAGGAUCACAUGAAAGCGGAAGAGAUGAGGAAUAACAGAGAAACCCAACCCAAUCGGUCUGAUCAAGAGUAUAUACCAUCAGGCGGAGAGAAACUGAAUCAGUCUGAGCAAAAGCAUAUACCUUCAGGCAGAGAGAAACUGAAUAUAUCUGACAAAGAGGAUGAUGAUGAGGCAAACUACUCUCAAAAUACUUCUGUUUUAUGGAGGGCUGAGCUAGAAGGAAACAGCUACUCUCAGGACAACACACUGGCCGACACACACCCCCUGAUCCGUUACAAGAGCGACGAGACAGAUACCAACACUCAGGCUUCACACAUGGGCGAAAGUGACUCCAGUGAUGGUGAAGAGGACAGGGAGGUUGGCCAGACAGCAACAGGCACCUGGGGCGAAGGCAAGUCCAAACAGUUUGACACCAUGGAAGAUCUGUAUGAAGAGUCAGAAGGGGAUGUCAUAGAUCAGGAAAGUAACAUGGGCUCCACUCACACAGAGGACAUGGAUGCUAGCCAAACAAAGGAGCAUGCUACACAGGAGAACAAUGAGGAGAAUGCUGUAGAUCAGUUGAUUCAGAAGGCAGAAGAGGAGCAAUCCUAUGAGGAACUUACAGAACCUGGAGAGUACUCCAUUAUGUGCUCUGAUGAGGACUAUAAUGAAGAAAUAAUUGAUAGAUUGGUGGAGCAAGAGUUAGAGAAUUUAUCUAUAUCCAGUUACAAUGAACACUUUACUGGGCAGAUGAUUGAGAGCGAGUCAGUACUGAGUCUUCAAAUUGAGUCUCACACUGAACUUUCCCAGACACAAGACAUGUUAUACAGUGAGGAGGUAGAGCAGAUACACUCAGAGAGACUGAAUCAAACUGAGCAAAAGCAUAUAACCUCAGGCGGCGAGAAACUGAAUCAAUCUGAGCCAGGGUAUAUAACUUCAGGCGGAGAGAAACGGAAUAUAUAUGAGCAAGAACACAUACCCUCAGACGGAGAGAAACUGCAUCUAUCCGAAUCAGAGUAUAUACCUUCAGGCGGAGAGAAACUGAAUCAAUCCGAGCAAGAGAAUAUACCUUUAGGCGGAGAGAAACUGAAUCAAUCUGAACAUGAGUAUAUAACUUCAGGUGGAGAGAAACUGAAUCUAUAUGAGCAAGAACACAUACCCUCAGACGGAGAGAAAAUGAAUGAAUCAGAGCCAGAGAAUAUACCUUUAGGCGGAGAGAAAAUGAAUCAAUCUGAACAAGAGUAUAUAACUUCAGGCGGAGAGAAACUGAAUAUAUAUGAGCAAGAACAUAUACCCUCAGACAGAGAGAAAAUGAAUCAAUCUGAGCAAGAGCAUAUACCUUCAGGCGGGGAGAAACUGAAUCAAUCCGAGUCAGAGUAUAUACCUUCAAACAGAGAGAAAAUGAAUCAAUCCGAGCCAGAGAAUAUACCUUUAGGUGGAGAGAAACUGAAUCAAUCCGAGUCAGAGUAUAUACCUUCAAACAGAGAGAAAAUGAAUCAAUCCGAGCCAGAGAAUAUACCUUUAGGUGGAGAGAAACUGAAUCAAUCUGAACAUGAGUAUAUAACUUCAGGUGGAGAGAAACUGAAUCAAUCUGAAAAAGAGCAUAUACCUUUAGGCGGAGAAAAACUGAAUCAAUCUGAACAAGAGCAUAUACCUUUAGGUGGAGAGAAACUGAAUCUAUAUGAGCAAGAACACAUACCCUCAGACGGAGAGAAAAUGAAUCAAUCUGAGCCUGAGUGUAUACCUUCAGGCGGAGAGAAACUGAAUAAAUCAGAGCAAGAGCAUAUACCUUCAGGCGGAGAGAAACUGAAUCAAUCUGAACAAGAGUAUAUACCCUCAGGUGGAGAGAAACUGAAUCAAUCUGAACAGCAGUACAUACCUUCAGGUGGAGAGAAACUGAAUCAAUCCGAGCCCGAGUAUAUACCUUCAGGUGGAGAGAAACUGAAUCAAUCCGAGCCCGAGUAUAUACCUUCAGGUGGAGAGAAACUGAAUCAAUCCGAGCCCGAGUAUAUACCUUCAGGCGGAGAGAAACUGAAUAAAUCUGAGCAAGAGAAUAUACCUUUACGCGGAGAGAAACUGAAUCAAUCCGAGUCAGAGUAUAUACCUUCAAACAGAGAGAAAAUGAAUCAAUCCGAGCCAGAGAAUAUACCUUUAGGUGGAGAGAAACUGAAUCAAUCUGAACAUGAGUAUAUAACUUCAGGUGGAGAGAAACUGAAUCAAUCUGAAAAAGAGCAUAUACCUUUAGGCGGAGAAAAACUGAAUCAAUCUGAACAAGAGCAUAUACCUUUAGGUGGAGAGAAACUGAAUCUAUAUGAGCAAGAACACAUACCCUCAGACGGAGAGAAAAUGAAUCAAUCUGAGCCUGAGUGUAUACCUUCAGGUGGAGAGAAACUGAAUAAAUCAGAGCAAGAGCAUAUACCUUCAGGCGGAGAGAAACUGAAUCAAUCUGAACAAGAGUAUAUACCCUCAGGUGGAGAGAAACUGAAUCAAUCUGAACAGCAGUGCAUACCUUCAGGUGGAGAGAAACUGAAUCAAUCCGAGCCCGAGUAUAUACCUUCAGGUGGAGAGAAACUGAAUCAAUCCGAGCCCGAGUAUAUACCUUCAGGUGGAGAGAAACUGAAUCAAUCCGAGCCCGAGUAUAUACCUUCAGGUGGAGAGAAACUGAAUCAAUCCGAGCCCGAGUAUAUACCUUCAGGCGGAGAGAAACGGAAUAAAUCUGAGCAAGAGCAUAUACCUUCAAAUGGAGAAAAACUGAAUCAAUCCGAGCAAGAGAAUAUACCUUUACGCGGAGAGAAACUGAAACAAUCCGAGCAAGAGAAUAUCCCAUUAGGCGGAGAGAAACUGAAUCAAUCUGAACAAGAGUAUAUACCCUCAGGCGGAGAGAAACUGAAUCAAUCUGAGCAAGAGAAUAUACCUUUAGGUGGAGAGAAACUAAAUCUAUAUGAGCAAGAACACAUACCCUCAGACGAAGAGAAAAUGAAUCAAUCUGAGCCUGAGUGUAUACCUUCAAAGGGAGAGAAAAUGAAUCAAUCUGAGCCAGAGUAUAUACCAUUAGGCAGAGAGAAACUGAAUCAAUCUGAACAGCAGUACAUACCUUCAGGCGGAGAGAAACUGAAUCAGUAUGAGCAAGACCAUAUACCUUCAGGUGGAGAAAAACUGAAUCAAUCCGAGCAAGAGUAUAUACCUUCAGGUGGAGAGAAACUGAAUCAAUCUGAACAGCAGUACAUACCUUCAGGCGGAGAGAAACUGAAUCAGUCUAAGCAAGAGCAUAUACCUUCAGGUGGAGAGAAACUGAAUCAGUCUGAGCAAGAGUGUAUUUCCUCAGAGGUUAUGUAUUCGGUGCACUCUACGAUUCUAAUGACAUCUGAACACACAUCUCUUAGAGAAAGUUCAGUAGAAAUGUCCAAAGCAGAAUAUUUGGCUCAAGGUAAGGUCUUCAGUAGGGGACUGGGAACUGAAGUUGUACCAGACAAAAUAGGAGAGGAUGACCAGAAGCUUUCUAUGCUGACUCAUGCAGACUUCACUGAAAGCCAUUCUAUCCACAGCAGUUUAAAUAGCAGGCUUGAGAGUCAAACCAACAUGAACAACUUGGAUAUAGAAGAGUCCAACAGCAUAGAUGAUGAGUCGCCAAAUGCAAGCCAGUAUUUGCAACCUGUCACCAAAGCAAAUCUAACUGCAGAUCAGAAAGACUUGUUAGAUGUGGCGGUCUCCCACUAUGAGGAUUGCAAUGCUCUUAUAGAACAUUCUUUAGAGGAGGUCACUAGCAAUCAGGCAAGCCAUGAAUGUCUUCAGACAGAUGAAUGGGAAGUCUUAGAAAGUCCAAACAAACACCUAGAAUCUGGAGAUCCUUUUGCAGGUCACAAGAGAGACUCAGAGAGAUCAUCCAAAACUGACAGCAAAGGCCGGGACCUCCACAGCUUCCUCAGCUCUGGUGUACACAACAACUUCUGGGGUUCCAAUCUGGAGACAGGAGCCCCCUAUCAACCGGAUGAGCCAUAUGACCAUGUGACCGAGCUACCCAAUCAGAACCUAGACUUGGCUGACAACCUAUCCUGGGUGGAUUUGGAGAAUCCACAGGCGGCCAAUUGGAACACCAAGAUGGACAGUGACACACCUAAAGCGUCCACCCUUGAAGAAGAGGACAAACAGAUGCCCCCACAAGUGAAGCAGCUGGUGUGUAGAGAAGUGGUGGAGGGUGUGAAUGUUACUUCUGAAGGUUCUGAAGAUGAGGGAGACUCCUGGUCAUCUGGGGAAGAAUAGGAACAAUUUCAGCAUGGUUUCUAUAAGGAGUAAAGUAGAAGUACCAAAUGUUAUUGAGAGUGUAAAACUAUUUACACUUUAUAGGCUUUGAAUUUGAGCAUUGAUUCAUAUUGAUCCUCAAAGUGAAAAGUAAAUGAAAAGAUAAUUUCAUCCAAACAUGAAUGUACUAUGUCACAGAAUGUCAUGACAAUUCAAUUUGUAAUUGGCUGAGCAGUAAAAUAGGAGUCAGUGCUAUCCGGAAUCCUUGGGACGUCCCUACCCUAAACCCUAACCUUAACCCCUACCCUUAACUUAACCCUAACUAUAACCUUUACCUACACCAUUAAAAAUGUCAACUUCAAUGGGGUAGGGAUGUCCCAAGGAUCCCGGAUAGCACAGACCAUAAAAUAUUUCUGCUGUUUUCAAAAACCAAAGUUGUGCCUUGGUGAACACCCUGCUGAUACAAACCACCAUUGUACCUACUCCAUCGCAAGACAUUGAGUGCCAUUUUUUUAGGUUUUACAACUUGAUGUUUGAAUAGCAUUUUUUUUCCUUCUUGUUUUUAUUUUGUAUUUUUAUUAGCCCAUCCACCACUCCUUGUCUUUGGAGGACAAAAGUAACAAUUAGAAACCAAAUAAAGGACAUUUGAAAGUCAAA
Molecule: messenger RNA, 7454 nt
Organism: Coregonus clupeaformis (lake whitefish)
Lineage: Eukaryota; Metazoa; Chordata; Actinopteri; Salmoniformes; Salmonidae
Product: nestin
Exons: 4
Coding region: 186-6818 (2210 amino acids)
Biological process (GO): positive regulation of intermediate filament depolymerization
Cellular component (GO): intermediate filament
Molecular function (GO): intermediate filament binding; CCR5 chemokine receptor binding
Source: RefSeq, a predicted model, not a curated record